Molecule: messenger RNA, 1834 nt
Organism: Petromyzon marinus (sea lamprey)
Lineage: Eukaryota; Metazoa; Chordata; Hyperoartia; Petromyzontiformes; Petromyzontidae
Product: C1GALT1-specific chaperone 1-like
Molecular function (GO): N-acetylgalactosaminide beta-1,3-galactosyltransferase activity
Source: RefSeq, a predicted model, not a curated record
ACGCGCUGAGGAGGAGAGGCUUGCGGAGCCCCAAUGUCUGCUGGUGUCACACCUUGACGCCACGUUGUGUUCGCCUGCUGCAGCAGCGGUGUAGGGAAUUCCUGCCAGGUUUUCGCAGUAGGGAGGAUGGAGGGAGGGAAGGAUUGGUGAUCGCCGUGUAAAUUCCAAUCAAGAAAAUUUCCGAAUUCAUUUUCAAACGUUCACUGAUAUAAAACAUCGGGAGAAGAACAGUCGGGCUCAAAAGUGUAACAAAAAUAAUCGGGAUGUUUUGCGUAUUUAUUAAACCAAUUAAAUGGAGACGUCUUAACCGAUGUGGAAUUUCAAAUGGGAUAACAAAUUUUGAAAAAAAUUCAUACUCUGGGCUCGUCCGGGAUUUGAACCCGGGACCUCUCGCACCCGAAGCGAGAAUCAUACCCCUAGACCAACGAGCCACGGAUACCACCACCCCGCCGGGUCUCCCUCUUAACGCCACCAUCUCACCCUCAGGUACCUUCCUCAAUAUUGGCCGUCGAGUUUAAAACGUGUUGUUGACAAACAAAAAAACAAUAAACUUACGUUUCAUCGUUUUAUUUGUGUUCAAUUGUAACAACAGACGGCUGUGUAUGCGUUUAAUAAUAAAUAUAUAAUUCGGGCGAACUCCGCGGUGACGUCACGCCGCCACAACCCGGAAGUGACAACGUGGCAGACGAACGGUUGCAGCAUCGACCUGUAAAUCCGGCACCAUGUUUGGAGAUUACGGAUCCUUCUUUAAAGGCCUGCUGCUGGGCGCGCUGUGCUGCCUGCUGGCCACGAUGGUCGGCAACGUCAUCCACAGGAAACCCACGCCGGCCGAGCGCCGGCACGCGGAUCACCCGCACGUGCCCGAGUCGGAGUCGUCCGAAUCUCACGACCACCGCGGCCGCCACGACGACCUCCCGCCGCGGCAGCCGGAGCAGCGGCGGCGGGAGGCGAGCGAGGCGCUGCGCGUGCUCUGCAUGGUGAUGACCAAGCCCAAGACCCUGGGCCACUGGGCGGCGGCGCUGGAGACCUGGACGCGGCACUGCGACGGCACCGUCUUCUACAGCCCCGAGGAGGUGAAGGCCUACCGCUCGGUGGCGGUGGGCGCCGGGGACACGUGGUCGCAAACGGCGCGGGCGCUGCGGCACGCGUACGACGCCCACGCCGUCGUCGCCGAUGGCGGGGAGGGCGCCGGCGAGGAGGGCGCCGGCGACCGCCGCCCGUUCGGCUGGUUCCUGCUGGUGCAGGACAGCACGUUCGCCAUCGUGGAGAACCUCAAGUACUACGUGCACCGGCAGCAGCGCUUCCGGGACCCCGAGGAGCCGUUCUACGCCGGCAAAGUGGCGUCGGCCGGGGAGCUCAAGUACGCCGAGAUGGCGGCGGGGCUGGUGCUGAGCCGCGGCGCGCUGCACCGGCUGCGCGCCGCCCUCGACGACCGUGAGCGCUGCCCCGAGAGCGGCGGCUUCCUCUGGAAGACCACGGCGGAGAAGCAGCUGGCGACGUGCCUGCUCAACGUCGGCGUGCAGGUGUACAACGCGGAGGACGCGGAGAAGCGGGAGCUGUUCAGCUCGCAGCACGUGGACAGGCUGGUGAGCGCGGCGAUGCAGCGCGCGUCGGAGCGCGGGGAGGCCGCCGAGGGCUGCUGCUCCGACCUCGCCGUCACCUUCGGCGGCGUCUCGCCCAACCAGAUGCGCGUGCUCAUGUACGGCGUGUACCGCCUGCGCUCCUUCGGCCGCUCCUACGCCGACCAGCUCUACUUCCUGCCCGUGCCGGGCGCCGAUAACGACUGAGGUGCGGCGGCGGCGGUGGUGACGACAACGAUGAUGGUGGCGGUGGC